Messenger RNA from Ornithodoros turicata, 860 nucleotides. RefSeq lists its product as uncharacterized. Bases 92 to 616 code for a protein of 174 amino acids. The record is from RefSeq and is a predicted model, not a curated record. NCBI's taxonomy places the organism in Eukaryota, Metazoa, Arthropoda, Arachnida, Ixodida, Argasidae. The transcript is spliced from 7 exons.
GUAAACAGUUCUCUCUUCAUUAUAAACGAAAGAGUCAGGUGGGACGAAAAACGUUCGGCGUUCUCAUAUUCAAGGUCACUUCACAUUCGCUAUGCCAGGCCCCAUAACGGAUCUAAGAAAGGCGGCAGAAACACUGGCACGACUUCCAGUUGAGUUACAUACAGCUGUUCUGAAGACGUGCGUGAAUAUCUGCACAGACGACGAUCUCAAACAGAAAGCCGCUUCCUGCAACAUUCCUUACGAGAAUCUUCGAAAUGCGGUGGAUUCCGCUAACAGCAUACUCUUGAGCCUCAAGACACUCGGGGAAACAGCCGUUGACCAAAUAUUAAAUGAGCUGCCCAUAAAUACGGACCUACGGAGUACCAUCAAGAGCUGCCUAUAUUUAGAGAACUGGAAUUCUAAUCCCCUCGGAAAAAUCGUGGAUAUCAAGUGGAAGGUCAGCGUUAUUGCAAUGACAGACCAGUGCAAGAAUUUAAACACUCCUCUAGUCACAUUCAAACUGGUCGUAGAGCAAGACGGUGAACUGAAGGAUCAUGUCAUGGAAUUCACUGUUCCCGAAUUUGAGCAAUUUGCAUCGACCGUCGAACAGAUGGCAGCUGCUACCGAAAUUGCGUGAAAACCUACUGGAUGGCAGCUUCUCCUAGCAAGGCGAUAAUCCGGAACAACACCUCAGAUGAAGAAGGCAUCGGAUGUUAUAAAGGACCGUUUAUUCUUUGCGGUGUCAACAAUGCAAAAAAUAUAUAUAUACUAUACUCACAUGGAGCACAUGUAAAGCGUGCAUAAACGUUCCUGACAAUGUGCAAGGAUAUGAAACUGUACAGGUGACAAUAAAAUGCCCAAGCUAAAACUCUCAAAAUAAA